Molecule: messenger RNA, 273 nt
Organism: Trichoderma gamsii
Lineage: Eukaryota; Fungi; Ascomycota; Sordariomycetes; Hypocreales; Hypocreaceae
Exons: 2
Coding region: 1-273 (90 amino acids)
Biological process (GO): mitochondrial respiratory chain complex IV assembly
Cellular component (GO): mitochondrion; mitochondrial inner membrane
Source: RefSeq, a predicted model, not a curated record
AUGCCUGGAAUUCAACUCGAGAUCUUCAAGUUCGGCGUCUGCCUCAUGUUCCCAAUCGGGUUCAUGUAUUAUUUCGGAACGAACCUGGACAAUCGCUUCAAGGUUAACGAUUUCUGGCCGAAGCCCGAAGAAUGCAACAAACUACCCCAAGAUAGAGAGGAAGUUGUUAAAGAGUACGAGCGAAUCGUCGCACGGCAAAAGGUUCGACAAGCUCUUCAAGAGGAGAGGCAGCGACAACAGGCGGAGCUAGCGCAAAGGAACGAGAGCUCUUGA